AUGUUCGGUGUUACUCCCCUGCCUCCAAACGAGGAUCCGUUAUUAAAUUUUGGAAGAGCUCUGGGUUUCGAAAGAUUGAUCAAGAUGCCCUUCUUACAUGCUGAAGCUGUCCGAGUCUCGAAACAGGUGAAUCCUCCUGCUCCUACUAUUGAUUUCUUACCCGGGACCUUCGUGUUGAAAAGGGCGAUGAACAAGGUUAACAAGAUGUGUAGUAACUGGGAAGAUGUAGUUUAUCGGGUCGUAACUUCUUUCAGUAAUAAUACUUAUGUGUUGGUAAAUGCUCAAACUGGUGCAUUGUUGAAGAAUCGAGUCAAUGGAAUCCAUCUGAAGAAGUAUUUUCUUAGUGAAGAAAAUGUAUAG
Messenger RNA from Mucor mucedo, 360 nucleotides. RefSeq lists its product as uncharacterized. NCBI's taxonomy places the organism in Eukaryota, Fungi, Mucoromycota, Mucoromycetes, Mucorales, Mucoraceae. The transcript has a single exon. Bases 1 to 360 code for a protein of 119 amino acids. The record is from RefSeq and is a predicted model, not a curated record.